AAUAAAUAAAUAAAUAAUCUAAACUGGUUUACUUCAUACCUUCAAAAUAUUUGCUUGUGUUGUUGAGUUAUUAUGAAAUUUGGUGAAGUAUUUAAAACACGGUCAACACAAUUAGUUAACUACGAGCCAAUGAUGGAGGAAGAUGAAGCUCGCUCUGAAGCUACUUUCAGAUACAAAAUUGAAAAUUUCAGUAAAAUGCGAGACACUGUGCUCAGCCCCCCUACAUAUGUCCGUAAUUUACCAUGGAAAAUCAUGGCCAUGCCUCGCACUAAUCAGUCCCAAGAUCGUCAGCCAACAAAGAGUCUAGGAUUUUUCUUACAAUGCAAUGGAGACUCAGAUUCAUCAACUUGGUCAUGUAAUGCAACAGCUGAGCUACGAUUAUUAAAUCAAAACGAAGAUGGGGAACCCCUGACAAGAAAGAUCCAGCAUGUUUUCUAUAGUAAGGAAAACGAUUGGGGUUUUAGUCAUUUUGCUGCUUGGAAUGAUAUUCUUGAUCCAGAAAAAGGAUACUGCAAAGAAGAUUCAAUAAUUUUGGAAGUUUGGGUUGCUGCCGAUGCUCCUCACGGUGUCAGUUGGGACUCUAAAAAACACACUGGAUAUGUUGGACUUAAAAAUCAGGGUGCAACUUGCUAUAUGAACUCGCUCCUUCAAACCCUUUUUUUUACAAAUAAACUUAGGAAAGCAGUUUACCAAAUGCCAACUGAAAGUGAUGAUUCCUCUAAAAGUGUUGCCCUUGCAUUACAACGUGUUUUUUAUGAGUUACAAUUUUCUGAUAAACCCGUGGGCACUAAAAAGCUAACCAAAUCAUUCGGAUGGGAAACUCUAGACUCAUUUAUGCAACACGAUGUUCAAGAAUUGUGUAGAGUUCUUCUAGAUAAUAUGGAAAGCAAAAUGAAAGGAACUUGUGUUGAAGGAACCAUACCUAAACUAUUUGAGGGCAAAAUGAUCUCUUUUAUUAGGUGCAAGAAUGUAGAUUUUUCUUCUUCCCGCGUCGAACCUUUUUACGAUAUACAAUUGAAUGUCAAAGGAAAGAAAAAUAUCAAAGAAUCCUUCAAAGACUAUAUCUCUGUCGAAUUACUGGACGGCGAAAAUAAGUAUGACGCAGGUGAAUAUGGUCUCCAAGAGGCAGAAAAAGGCAUUAUAUUUUCGUCAUUUCCUCCUGUUCUUCAUCUUCAUCUUCUCCGUUUUCAAUAUGAUCCAGUUACAGACACUAAUAUUAAAAUAAAUGAUAGAUUUGAAUUUUACGAGAAAAUUGACUUAAGCGAAUAUCUUCAAAAAGAUGAGGACAGUCAAACCCCUAAGCAUGCUCACUACACAUUGCAUGCUGUUUUAGUUCAUUCUGGUGAUAAUCACGGAGGUCAUUAUGUUGUUUUUAUUAAUCCUAAAGGCGAUGGUAAAUGGUGUAAAUUUGAUGAUGAUGUAGUUUCCCGGUGUACUAAACAAGAAGCGAUAGAUCUCAAUUUUGGUGGCAACGAGGAUGAUGUGACGGUCAAACAUUGUACCAACGCUUAUAUGUUGGUCUACAUUGCUGAUGACAGUGAUGUUUUGGAACCUGUUACAGAGGAAGAUAUUCCUGAACAGCUUAUUGAAAGGUUACAAGAAGAGAAACGUCAAGAAAAUUUACGCAGAAAGGAAAGAAAUGAAGCACACCUUUAUAUGAGUAUUAAUGCAUACACAGAAGACAGCUUCAUUGGACACAAAGGAAAUGAUCUAUAUGAUCCUGAAAAAUCUCUCUACAAAACAUUUAAAAUUAAAAAACAAGCAACUAUUAAGGAAGCUUUAGCGACAAUCGCUGAGCAAAUGAAAUAUCCUGAAGCUGGGAUCAGAAUAUGGCCAAUAACUCAAAGAGCCAAUGAAACUUCACGUCCCACUAAUUUAGAUAUAGAUGCUGAUCCAACCAAACAUAUUUGCGAAAUCGCAGAAAAUAAUAAUCCAUGGAACGUCUUUCUAGAAAUGGUUGAUCCAGAUAGUGCAGCAUUACCAAGCAUCGACAAAGAAAGUGACGUGCUUCUUUUCUUCAAAAUGUACGAUCCCAAGAACAAAUUUAUAACUUACUGUGGUUUAGCCCAUUUACCUGCUACUACCAAGACUAAAGACAUUAUUCCUUUCUUGAAUAAGAAAGCUGGUUUUCCACCUAACACUCCACUCGAUUUAUAUGAGGAAGUUAAACCUAAUAUGGUUGAGCCAAUUGAAGAUUUAGACCAACCUCUUAACAAAGUGCUGGAUGAACUUAUGGAUGGAGACAUCAUUGUUUUUCAGCGGUCAGAUCUUAAAUUAGGACCUGAAUGUGAACUGCCCACUGUUGCCGACUACUUUAAAGAUCUCUUUAAUAGAGUUGAAGUUAUUUUCUGUGAUAAACAGCUUCAAAACGAUCAGGGUAUUGUUUUGGAGUUAUCUCUGAAAAUGAAAUAUGAUCAAAUAGCCACCGCGCUUGGCCAGAGAUUAGGAUGCGAUCCAUAUUUAAUACAGUUUUACAGGCCUCAAAGCUAUCGAGAUGGUCAUUGUGGACCAUUGAAAUGUAAUUAUGAAGGUAACUUGCAGGAGAUUUUAACUAACUAUAAACCAAGACAGCCUAAAAAGUUAUAUUAUCAAUUAUUAACUAUUCGCGUCAAUGAGUUGGAAAAUAAAAAGCCAUUUAAAUGUGUAUGGGUCAACAACAAGCUUAAAGAAGAGAAAGAGCUUUUAUUAUAUCCAAAUAAAAAUGGAACUGUUGCUGAACUACUGAGUGAAGCACGAAAACAAAUUGAGCCCAGUGAAGAUGGUAGCGGUCAACUUCGAUUAUUAGAAGUAUCCAGUAACAGAAUAACAACUACUCACGGCGAAGACAUACAAUUGGAAUGUUUAAAUCCAGUUGGUAAUAAAAUUUUUAGAAUUGAAGAGAUACCCAAGGAUGAGCUGGUUAAAGAAAGUGGCGAUUUUCUCAUUCCUGUGGCACAUUUUCAGAAGGAAGUUUAUCACACAUUUGGCACUCCAUUUUUGCUUAAACUGAGAAAUGGCGAACCUUUCUCGGCUGUGAAAGAAAGAAUUCAGAAAAAGUUAGAUGUUCCUGACAAAGAAUUCGAAAAAUUCAAAUUUGCCAUCAUUCUAGGCUCCAAACCUCAGUAUAUACCUGAAGAUAAUGAUUAUAUUGUUAGCAAAGAUGAUUUCCAAGUUCAAUCAAUUCAGAAUACCCUCCAGACUGGACAAGCGGACAAAUGGACUAAACCUUGGUUAGGUCUUGAUCAUGUCAAUAAAGCCCCUAAAAGGUCGAGAUAUAAUUAUUUGGAAAAGGCUAUCAAAAUUCACAAUUAAAAGGUCAAUCAAACAGGCAAAUGUCAAACAGAAUUAUAUUCACUUGGUUUUUUAAGUCAAGUCAAGUCAAGUCUGAAAUUUAUAAAUAUAAAAAUAACAUCUUUGAAUCGAGUCGUUAUAUCGGAUAAAUUAUAAAAAUAAACUGGAUCCUGGCUUUCUCCAAAUAAACCAAGUGAUAAAUGCUAACUUCGAUCCCAAUUCAAUUCAUUUCAGCUAAAAUAAUUGCUCGAAAUCCACGUUACGAGAAUUCAUCUUCCUUUCUCCUCUUCUCUCUCCCGUGUUUUUUCCUCUUUUCUCUUUAUUCUUCUUCUCUUUAACUCAAAUUAAGAGAAGCUCACUCACAACCAAGUUCAUUGGGUAAUCAUUAAAAAAUGUUUUCUAGUAAAAUAUGUUCAAUAAAUUUAAUCAACUUUCGA
Messenger RNA from Tetranychus urticae (two-spotted spider mite), 3707 nucleotides. RefSeq names its product ubiquitin C-terminal hydrolase 7. Gene Ontology annotation, biological process: regulation of protein stability; protein deubiquitination. Gene Ontology annotation, cellular component: cytosol; nucleus. Gene Ontology annotation, molecular function: protein binding; cysteine-type deubiquitinase activity. NCBI's taxonomy places the organism in Eukaryota, Metazoa, Arthropoda, Arachnida, Trombidiformes, Tetranychidae. The record is from RefSeq and is a predicted model, not a curated record.